This is a messenger RNA of Psammomys obesus (fat sand rat), 7029 nucleotides long. It is a transcript of the gene Alkbh8, whose product is annotated as alkB homolog 8, tRNA methyltransferase. Gene Ontology annotation, biological process: tRNA wobble uridine modification. Gene Ontology annotation, cellular component: cytoplasm; nucleus. The record is from RefSeq and is a predicted model, not a curated record. The transcript is spliced from 12 exons. Gene Ontology annotation, molecular function: 2-oxoglutarate-dependent dioxygenase activity; S-adenosylmethionine-dependent methyltransferase activity; tRNA binding. NCBI's taxonomy places the organism in Eukaryota, Metazoa, Chordata, Mammalia, Rodentia, Muridae. The coding region runs from base 131 to 2125 and encodes 664 amino acids.
CCCAGGUGAGGGGUCGUGAGAGCACUUGUAGGCUGCGGAGGGGCAGGCUGGCGAGAGACAAAGCAGGCGGGUGGCGAAAGUCGCUGGCGAGGAGAAAGACAGCAUCCCUGGCGAGACAGAAGGUGUUACUAUGAACAUCAAUCAUAAAGGUGUUUUGAAACUCAAUAAAAUGGAGAAGAAGUUCUUGCGGAAACAGAGUAAAGCCAGGCAUGUGUUGCUGAAGCAUGAAGGCAUCCAGGCUGUAUCACAUCCCACCCAGAGCCUGGUUGUUGCUAAUGGUGGUCUAGGUAAUGGUGUGAGUAGGAAGCAACUGCUUCUGGCUUUAGAGAAGUAUGGACCUGUGGAAGCUCUCCUAAUGCCACCUAAUAAGCCCUAUGCAUUCGUGACAUACGGAAGUAUUGAAGAAUCCAAGGAAGCCUAUGCUGCCCUAAAUGGAAAAGAAAUCAUUGAUGACUUAGGGCAGAAGAUCUUUCUGUACUUGAAUUUUGUUGAAAAAGCACAAUGGAAAAAGCUGGGGCUUCAAGCCUUACCUCCAGGCCUGUUGGUGGUGGAAGAAAUUAUUUCUUCUGAGGAUGAGAAAAUGCUUUUGGAAAGUGUUAAAUGGACAGGUGACACAAGCAAUCAGAAUUUUCAAAAGUCCUUAAAAUACAGAAGAGUGAAGCAUUUUGGUUAUGAGUUUCAUUAUGAGAACAACACUGUGGAUAAGGAUAAGCCCUUACCUGGGGGUCUUCCUGAUAUUUGCAAUAGCAUUUUGGAGAAAUGGUUGAAAGAAGGUUACAUUAAGCAUAAACCAGAUCAGUUGACCAUAAAUCAGUAUGAGCCUGGACAUGGAAUUCCUGCCCAUAUUGACACACAUUCUGCAUUUGAGGAUGAAAUUAUUUCUCUCAGUUUGGGGUCAGCGAUUGUUAUGGAUUUUAAGCAUCCAGAGGGAGCCACAGUACAAGUUAUGUUACCUCGUCGGAGUCUGCUGGUGAUGACAGGGGAAUCUAGAUACCUCUGGACUCACGGAAUUACACCUAGAAAAUUUGAUACCGUUCAAGCAUCUGAGCAGUUCAAAGGUGGAAUAAUCACCAGUGACAUCGGAGACUUGACUUUAAACAAGAGGGGAAUGCGAACAUCAUUCACAUUUAGGAAAGUGCGGCGAAUGCCCUGUAAUUGUAAUUACACCUCAGUUUGCGACAGACAGAGGACGGCCACACCUCCUUCCCUCCCAGAGAGCAGUAAAGCAGCGUUGCAGCUGGAGCAAGAGCAUGUCCAUCAUGUGUAUGAGGAGAUUGCCAGGCACUUCAGCAGCACGAGGCACAGCCCUUGGCCACGGGUAGUGGAGUUCCUGAAAGCUCUGCCGAGGGGUUCCGUAGUGGCAGAUGUUGGAUGUGGAAAUGGAAAGUACCUUGGCAUCAACAAGGAGUUAUAUAUGAUCGGCUGUGACCGCAGCCGGAACCUUGUGGACGUUUGUAGAGAGAGGCAGUUUCAGGCCUUAGUCUGCGAUGCGUUAGCAGUUCCCAUCCGAAGUGGGUCCUGUGACGCUUGUAUCGCCAUUGCUGUCAUCCACCAUUUUGCAACUGCAGAGCGCAGAGUGGAAGCUCUCCAAGAAAUUGCCCGUCUCCUGAGACCUGGUGGGCAGGCCCUCAUUUAUGUCUGGGCAAUGGAACAAGAAUAUAAAAAUCAGAAGUCCAAGUACCUUAGAGGAAACAAAAUCAGCCAAGGAGAUAAAGAGGAGAUAAACAGUGACACACCCGUGGAAGAAUUACUAGAAAAUCAAAUGCCUGAUGGGGUCAGCGAAGACCCAGCAUUGUCUGUCCCUUCCACUAAUAACAUCAAGAAAGGAGGUUGUAAGUCAAGGAACGUUCCUAAUUCUGAGCUUCCUAUUCAUAGAAAUAGGACUUCUUUUCAUUCUCAAGAUGUGCUGGUUCCCUGGCACCUCAAGGGAAACCCUGGUAAAGGCAAGGUUGUUGAGCCAUUUGGCCCAGCAGGAUGUCCUGAUCCCAGUCCUGUGUUUCAUCGUUACUACCAUGUUUUCCGUGAUGGAGAAUUGGAGGCUUCUUGCAAGGCUCUGGGUGAUGUUAGCAUUCUGCAGAGCUAUUAUGAUCAGGGGAACUGGUGUGUUAUUCUUCAGAAGGUCUGAUCAUUUAUAUGAACAUAUUGUGUAUAAAGAAAAAUGGUUGUCUGUUUUUUAAAAGGAGGCUAAAUUAUCCUUUUAAUGAGAAAACUUUGGGAACGUUACUGAAGGAGAGCUGAGAGCAGAGAUUACUUAGGUAACAUUCUAUCUGCUUCUGUUGGCUGACUUCAUAAACAUAGGUUCCUGUUACAUGCCUUCUGAGUAUGGUGUUUAAAAGUGAUUGGCGUUAACUUGUGAAAAGUCUGUGAUGUUUGUCUAAGUGUAUAGCAUUUUCAAGAAGCUUUUGUAAAGUGUUUAUAAAGCUCCUAACAUAUGUAGGAUCAUAACAGUGCAGUAAUGUGAACUUUCAAUGAAAUGAAUAGGAAAUUAUCUGAAGUUUUAUCUGCAUCUGUUUGUUCCCCAAAUUAUAAUAACUUUUUCACUGCAUCUUUCUAUCACAUUGUGGAUGCCUAGUAAAACUUUAGCCAGAUGAUUCUCAGAAAUUAAUUGAAAGUUCAUUCAACAGAUAGUCAUUAAACUAAUACCAUGUACUUGAGUACUAUUAAGUACUAGGAAUGAAGCUGUGAACAAUAAAGGAGGUUGAGAUGUAGCUCAGUUAAAGAAGCAGUGUUUAUUAUUGAGGCCCUGGACUUAAUGCCCAUUACCACAAACACACGGACUAGCAAACAACAAGAGCAAAGCCCCUGUUCCUAGGGAGCUACCUACUGGGAGGGAGGCUGACAAAAGCAAGCAAGUAAGUACACGCUGUAUCCCUGGUGAAAGCAACGCCAUUUAAAGAGUAAAUUGGAGGAUGGAGGGAAUAUUAGUCUAUGAGCAAAAAAUUAUUUUUAAUGGCUGAAAUAACUACUAAUCCUGACUGAUUUAUUACCAGAAAUAACUAUUCCUGGUACAAUGGUCCAAGCUCUAAAGACAACUCUAAUAGUUUCCUUUAAUAGUUAAAUUACAAAAGCUAAAAUGUUUUCAGCCACAUAAAACUGUGCUCUUGCAGUCACAAUUGGCUAUUUCUAUUUAUUCAUAGAUUGUCCCAAUUCAGGAUAAGGAAGCAUUUUUAUCUAGUCAGUGAAACCAAAACCAUGCUCUUGGAAAGUACUAGUAAGAUUGAUCAGUAUCUAGCCAGAUUGAGUUGACCAGGGGGAAAUUUUUGUCAUUUUUGUAAUUGGUUCAAUCAAAAAACAUCAUUAAGAGUAAUAUGUAUGUUUUAAGACUCUUUAUUAAAAAAUGUUUAUAAUUGAUGGGUAUUCUCACACUGACACAAUGAGCCAAUUCAAGCCAAAUUAAAGUAUGAAGGCAGGUUUAUUGAGAGCAGCUCUCACAUUGGCUCACCAGUCUCAAGAACGGGGCUAGGGAAGUCACCGUGCAGACAGGGAGACAGAGAAGGAGGGUGGGAAGAGAGAGAACCGAAAUUUCUAGGUUGUAUAUUGCAGAAAUUCUGGGGGAGAGGAAGCCCAGCCCCUGGGCUGGGACGUUCAGCGUAGAAGUCAGGGAGUGCUAGCCAUGGCCUGUAACAGGUAGGGACUGAGGGAUGCUGUGUGGAUCCAUAAGCCAGGUCUGCUUUGAUGUGUUAAAUAGGCACCCCAGCCACUUGUCCCUAGUCUAAACCCAACAAGAAGUAACAGGUUUUUAAAAUUAUUAUUAUUUAUUACAAUUUAUUCAAUUUGUGUCCCGGCUGUGGCCCCCUCCUUUUUCUUCUCCCAAUCUCAUCCUCCUCCCCCCAUGACCCUCCCUUAGAGGAGACCAACAGAGCCAUAAAAACUGAAUCCUGGGGGCCAUGAAGAGACUGAUACCCCAACCAAGGACACUGCAUGGAGAGGACCUAAAACCCUGCUCAGAUGUAGCCCAUAGAAUCAGUCUCCAAGUGGGGUCCCUAGUAAGGAGAAUAGGGACUUUCCCUGGCAUGACUCAGUGACAGGCUUUCUGAUCACCUCCCCGUUUGGGAGGGCAGCCUUGCCAGGUCACAGAGGAAGAUAAUGCAAUCAGUCCUGAUGAGACCUGAUAGGCUAGGAUCAAGUAGAAGGGGAGGAGGACCUCUGUCAAUUUUUUUUUUUAAUGUAAUAGCAUUCUUUCAAAUGAGACCUCUAUUUGAUAUAUAAUUUUUUCUUUUGUUUUUUUUUUUUUUUGAGAGGAUCUCAGGUAGUCCAGGUUGGCCUCAUCUUGCUAAGGAUAAUCUUGAACACUUGAUUUUCCUGUUUUCACCUGGGAUUGCUUGUACCUCCACAGCAGGCCUAACUAUAGUCUGUUUACACACACACACACACAUAUAUAUAAAUCAGUGCUGGUUAUAUAUUAAAGCAGCAGUUUUCAAGCUGUGGGUCAUGAUCCCUUUGGAGGUUUAACUGUCCUUAAGACCAUUGGAAAUACUAGAUAUUUACAUCAUGAUUCAUAACGGUAACAAAAUGACAGUAACGAGGUAGCAACAAAAAUAAGUUUAUGGUUGGAGGUCACUACAACAUUAAAGGAUUGCAGCAUUAGGAAAGUCGAGAACCUCUGUGUUAAAGAAACAUGGAGCAGUGAGAUGGCGUAAUUGACCCAGGAAUUUGCCAACAAGCCCGACACCCUGAAUUCAGUCCCCAGAAUUAACAUGUUAAGAGGGGAAAACUCACUCCCACAAGUUUUCUUCUGACCUCGGUACAUACACAUGCAUUUGCAUGCACAGACACACACACACACCCAUGCACAAAUACGUCCACACAUACAUACACAUAAUUGUCAAACACUCACACACACACUUUUUUUUUUUUGAGGCAUACAUAUUUUGGCAAAUAUGUAUCAUAGAAAAUCAUGAUAAUUGCAAUUUCAUUAGACGGAUUACAUGAGAUAUCAUGACUAUUUCAAUUGUCAAUGAAACAACCUGCCAGUGCUGAGCAAUGUUGUAGUUCUGGCUAUCCUGGAACUAGCUGAAAUGCCCAAGCUAGUCUAGAACGCACAGAAGUCUGCCUGCUUCUGCCAAGUGCUGGAAUUAAAGACAUUUACCACCAUGUCCACCUAAAUAAUUUUUUCUUAAAAAAAAAGAAAAGAAAAAGAAAAAGAUACAUUUUAGCUAGCCCUAAAUCAAAGUUUGAAAAUUGUGUUUGUGAAUUUAAGUUUCUACAUAAACAAGUUAGUCAUGUUGACUGAUCAUAAGAAAAAGACUUUUAAAUGUAUAUUGACUCUUUAAGCUAAGUUGAAUAUUUCCUUAUUUUGGGUUAUUUUAGAAAUAAACUUAAAGGCAGGGAUUGGGUUAUACCUAUAGUUUCAUCUGCUUAGAAGUCUGAGCCUCAGAGUUCAAAACUGUCCGUGGUUACACAGUGAGACCCUGUCUAAAAAAACAGGUAAAACAGAGAAAUCUGUUUCUUCUGUCAUUUCUAUAAUUUCUUCUCCUUUGAAAUGGCAUCCUUGGGUGUCAGUCAAGAGUAUAGUAAGAAAUAAGUCCAGUGACCCUUCUGGGGCUAAAUGCAACUUACUGCAUGUUUUCUACCUGUAGAAUUAAGAAGCAUAUAUGAAAUUUUUGUUAAAACCCAUUUCUAGCAGCUCCUGGCUGUCUAGCUAUACCUUUGUGAUUGGAAUUUUCUUGAGACUAAAGAGGAACUGCCAGUGUGAAAAUCUAGCUAGCCUUCUGCUAAAGUCUUUAGUAGAUAACAUUUUAAUUUCUUCCUAAAACAAUUGUUACAAAGUAAGAGAAAAUGUAAACUAUAACUGACAAUUGGCUUUUUUCAGUUAUGAUUAUAAUUAUGAAGAAUUCUUUAGUUAAUGAAGUGUUGGUAUAAUGUUCCUGUGAAAUGUAUACAAUUUACCCUUGUUCAUUCACAUGCUGAUUUCUCUACUCCACUGUCUGGUUUCAAUUGGGACAUUGCAUUGUGAUGCUUAUUCUAAGCAUCACCUGUCUCAAGGUUGUGUAAACAUGCCACCAUUUGUUCUAUGUAAUUGUCAAUGAAACAACCUGCCAGUGCUGAGCAAUGGAGAGAAUAGUGAAGGACAUCCUGGUCCAGAUGGGAGAAGAAAGAAGAUAGUGGGAGGAGAGAUCCUAGAGGAGAGGACCAGGAAAUAUCAGAAGACAUAAACUGGACCUAAGAUACGACUAAAAAGCAAGUAUAAUGUGGAAAAUCUGAAUGGGAGGAAGCUAUGAGGGCUUGGAGGUUUAGGAUGGAGUAAUUAUUGCCCAGCAUUGUGCUCUAGGUUAAUUAAAUAAAUCCUAUUCCUUGUGUGAGUAUACAGCUGUUUAUCUAAAAGGUAAAUCAAUAUUAAAUAUUAAUAAUCAUCAACAAUGAAGGAAAGGCUCUCAAGUUUUAAGAGAGAGUAUCAAGAUACUGUAUUAUCUUGGGUGUCAUAAUUUACUCUUUUGCUGUUUAUCAGCUUUUGAAUGAAAGUUCCUGGGCUCAUCGAUGAGGGGAACAAUAAUUUGGUUAGAAACAUUAGCUGUCUUCAUAUAAUUUUAAAAGUUAUAAUUUUGGAUGUCCUGUGCAGAUCAGAAUCCUGUGAGAUAAAGGCUUAGAAAUAAUAAUAGCAAUUUGAUUCAUGUUUACAUACUUGAAGGAUUUUAACUGAAAUUUUGAAAAUGUAAGUUGUCAUAAUCUGAUGGCAUCUGUGAGCCUGCUUUGCUCUUUUAGGAACUGACCUCUUACACACUGUUGUAGCUGUGUCUAACCUGAAGUAGAUUUGUCUUGUUUUAUAUUGUGGUCUGAAUGAAGAAUGUCCCACCAUAGGCACAUGUAUUUAACACCUUGGUCCCAGGCUGAUGGUGCUGGUUGGGGAGCCUGGAUGCAGGAAUUACUGCUGAGGGCUUUAAGGACUUGUGACCUUGUUCCACUUCCCGUUUUCUCCUUCUGCUUCCUGUGUGUGGUUAAGAUGUGGUCCCUCUGCUUCCUACUGUAUCCACCUGCUGCCACGGUGAACUCUUCAUUCCUGUGAAACUACAGAACAAAAUAAACUUCUUC